This is a messenger RNA of Cebus imitator (Panamanian white-faced capuchin), 3747 nucleotides long. RefSeq names its product endoplasmic reticulum protein SC65-like. The transcript has 6 exons. Gene Ontology annotation, cellular component: endoplasmic reticulum. NCBI's taxonomy places the organism in Eukaryota, Metazoa, Chordata, Mammalia, Primates, Cebidae. Bases 2462 to 3589 code for a protein of 375 amino acids. The record is from RefSeq and is a predicted model, not a curated record. Gene Ontology annotation, molecular function: collagen binding; protein binding. Gene Ontology annotation, biological process: peptidyl-lysine hydroxylation; collagen fibril organization.
CCCGCCUCAGCAUCCCAAAGUGCUGCAGUAACAGACGUGAGCCACCAUGCCUGGUCAGAACAAGACAGCAUGGACUUAAAAGUGGAGUCUGAGACACACUUUGGCAUUGCCCACACUCGCUGGGCCACCCACGGGGUCCCCAGUGCUGUCAACAGCCACCCCCAGCGCUCGGACAAAGGCAAUGGUAGUGAAUCGGGUUGUGGAUCUUCCAUGAAAAUCUCCCACUGGGACUAACUCAAGUUCAUUUUGGGAAAACAGCUCAAGCCUAGAGAAAGAAUUGAAAUCAGAAAAAAAGCAAAGACAAGCUCUUUAGCACGAAUUACAGCACGAGAAAGACACUUCCUCUCUACUCAGAACAGAGCUACAACAAUGGAAGGAUUGCAAAAGGCAGAGGAACCCACCAAGGAAAAAGGUGUGUAUUCUGAAGCACUCCUUUGCUAAGGAAAGAUCUUCGGUGUGGCAACUGGUGGCAAUUCCUAGCUUUUUUCCUCCUAGCUCCCACUGAGGAUCACCUGGAAGACCUCUGCAAUCUCUGCUCACUGGAAACCGUGCCUCCUGGGGAGCCACUUUUGCGGGAGAACUACUUUGGUUUGAGCUUCCUGACAGAAAUGAGGUCACAAUGAACAAACAAAAUCUGAUUGAGAGUCUAUGCCAAGCAAGGUGAUAAGGUGCUCAGAUAUUAGCGGCAGAAGUUCAAAGGCAGAAUUUCAGAAGAAGCCCCAGUGACCCUAGACUCCUAUUAACUGCCUUAUGGCCUGUCAGACGGAUCAGAGGAGGAUGAGAGGAGGACACAAGUUGGAAGCUAUGACGUGGGGCAUCCUAAGGUGGAUCUGUGAGUAGGACAUGAUGUUGGACAUCCAGCAAAAUAGUCUAGUCCUAGCCCUGCCUAAGUCCAGGAUGCUUAAGCUUCAUGUUAUGUUUUUGGGUUUUUUUUUUUUUUUUUGGUUCAUACUGUAAAAGAUUUUAACACAAUUUGUGAUUAAGACUUUUGCUCUCAAGUGUCAAAUAGUUUAUGCACCACAGGAAGUGUCUGCCAAUCAGAUAGUUUCAAUGGAAUUUUUUUUUUAAAAUUCAGUGCCUGUAAUCACCUCUAAGUACAAUCUUCUGCACAGUCUACUCUGGAAAGAAAACUUGAAAAAUGUUUAAAGAGUUGCAUUUUCAUAAAGCUAUUUACAAUUAAUGCCAACUAAGUAAAAUUCCUAAGUGUUUAAAUGUCAAGGUAAAGACAACGCUAUUUUGUCCUUCAAUUUUUAUAUGGUGGCUUGUGAAGUUUGAGUAGGAUAAAGAGAAAGAAUCUUUUAUUCCCAAAGGCUUUAAAACCCUGCUUUUAGUAGGCACUGUGUGCCUUGUUUUUGUAAUCUCAGGUUUUAUAGUCUCCUUUAUCAAUUGUAAAAGGUGUGGGAGGUGAGUUUAUAUCUUUCAGAAGGGACACUUGGGUCAACAGGUUGAAAGAAUUUUGAAAGUUAUUUGUAUCUUUGCCAGUAACCGCCUUGUGUGAGAAUCGCCAUAGCUGGUGUAUAAACUACCUUUGAAUAAGAGGCAGCAAAUGGAAUUUAUCAGGGGACAAUGGCCUUUGUUUAGAAGGAGUAACAAAAGAUGAAUAAAAGGACACAGUCAGUCUUCUGUGUUUAAGUGUCCCAUUUUUCCAGAUGAGAAAACGGAAUAAUAUUCAAUUUGAUCAUGUGCAGAGGCCUUGAGUACUUGAAGAAGAUAAAGAAAGAAGAGAAAUGAAAAGGAAGUAAAGCAACCAAUAUGUUCUUGAACUGUGACUUCAAGCCGCUGCAUUUAAAAAACAACCAUUACAUUUUGUGGGUAUAUCUGUGAGGCUUAUCUAUUAUGUGUGCAAACACAAUCUGAUUAAUUUUGUUAUAAGCUUAUCUUGUGUGCUUUUAUUACAGGCAUCACCUUCAGAUGUGGGGCCACUGCAGCUAUUAAAUCAGGAAUAUUUAGCUAUUAUUUGUAAUAAAUGUCAGCAGGGCUGAACUAAAGGCAGCAGGAAAUGUUCAGGGCAGAAAACACACUGACAUUCAUUCAUUCAUGCACAUUUGUACCACCGGUAGAAUUAAUCACAAAGAGGGAGGGCAGAGAAUGCAAUGCAUUUAUAUUACUGGUUUGGCCAAUUCUCUUCUUCCUGAAUAUGAGAGUUAUAAUGUACAGAAACCAAUCUGCUGACAAAUAGUCCCAUGUGAAGUGCAGGAAGCGAGAUUAACUCUCCCAAGCAGGCAUGUCUGGGUUUAUUGUAGACUGACCCUCUUGCCCACACUGUUCCUGGCCCUCUGAGGCAGCACUGUGGUGUCCUUUCUCCUCUCUAAAAAGAAUCUAGCGGCCAGCUCACCUCGGGAGAGCCGGCGGCGCGGCGGGCCUGGCUCGGGCGGCGUGGGGGCUGCUGUGGCUGCUGCUGGGCAGCGUCGGGGCGCAGCAGGAGAAGCACAGCUUCCCGGGCGUCCCGCACGAGGACCUGAUGCCGCCGGCCGCCGCCUGCGGGCACGCGCUGGAGCAGUACCAGGGCGCGAGUGGCGCGAGAGCGCGCGCUACCUGGAGGCGGCGCUGCGGCUGCGCCGGCUGCUGCGCGACAGCGAUGCCUUCUGCCACGCCCACUGCGGCGGGCCCGCGCCCGCGCCCACGCCCGGUCCCGACGGCGGCCGCGCGGACGAGUGGGCCCGCGAGCUGCGGCUCUUCGGCCGCGUCCCGGAGCGCGCCGCCUGCCCUACCAGUAACUGCACUACGCGCUUUCAAGGCUAACCGGCUGCAGGAGGCGGUGGCGGCGGCCUACACCUUCCUCCAGAGGAACCCGAAGCACGAGCUGACCGCCAAGUAUCUCAGCUGCUACCGGGGGAUGCUCCACGUCGCCGACGAGUCCCUCAUGGACCUAGAGGCCCAGCCCUACGAGGCUGUGUUCCUCCGGGCUGUGAAGCUCUGCAACAGCGGGGAUUUCUGCAGCAGCACGGAGGACAUGGAGCGGGCCCUGGCAGAGUACCUGGCGGUCUUUGCCCGGUGUCUGGCCGGCUGUGAAGGGGCCCAAGAGCAGGUGGACUUCAGGGACUUCUACCCGGCCAUCGCAGAUCUCUUUGCAGAGUCCCUGCAGUGCAAGGUGGACUGUGAGGCCAAUUUGACCCCCAAUGUGGGCGGCUACUUCGUGGACAAGUUCGUGGCCACCGUGUACCACUACCUGCAGUUUGCCUACUACAAGUUGAAUGAUGUGCGCCAGGCUGCCCGCAGCGCCGCCAGGAACAUGCUCUUCGACCCCAAGGACAGCGUCAUGCAGCAGAACCUGGUGUAUUACCGCUUCCACCGGGCUCGCUGGGGCCUGGAAGAGGAGGACUUCCAGCCCCGGGAGGAGGCCAUGCUCUACCACAACCAGACCUCCGAGCUGCGGGAGCUGCUGGAGUUCACCCACAUGUACCUGCAGUCAGAUGAUGAGAUGGAACUGGAGGAGACAGAACCACCCCUCGAGCCGGAGGAUGCCCCAUCUGACACCGAGUUUGAGGGGGAGGGUGACUACGAGAAGAGCAUCUAUGCUGACUGGUGGCAGGAGCCGGAUGCCAAGGGUGAUGAGGCUGAGGCUGAGCCAGAGCCUGAACUGGCAUGAGAAGGGGGCACCCCAUACCCCUCGAGCUGGGGAAGCCUGGGCCCCAUGGCCCCACCCUCACCAGCCUGAGCAGCAGCAAGAACUUUUUUUUUUUUUCUGAACAUCUUUCUUAAAUUAAUAGCAAGAACUAUUUAUUAAAAACCUAAGAUGGGGCCGGG